Fulvia fulva is the source of this 1743-nucleotide messenger RNA. Its product is annotated as Sorting nexin-4. Gene Ontology annotation, cellular component: phagophore assembly site. The record is from RefSeq and is a predicted model, not a curated record. Gene Ontology annotation, molecular function: phosphatidylinositol binding. NCBI's taxonomy places the organism in Eukaryota, Fungi, Ascomycota, Dothideomycetes, Mycosphaerellales, Mycosphaerellaceae. The transcript is spliced from 2 exons. Bases 1 to 1743 code for a protein of 580 amino acids. Gene Ontology annotation, biological process: cytoplasm to vacuole targeting by the Cvt pathway; autophagy.
AUGCCUGCUCAGUGGUCCGUCAAGCGAAACAAAGUGCACGGCCUCCUGUAUGGCCUCGUUGGCAUCGGAUUAGUUCCGCCAGAGCUGCAGGCCGACGCAGCGAGAUGGUCCACCCAACGACACCCACCACUAUCACAUGCACCUGCCACUAUACCCACCCGCAACACGACAAUCGAACAAUCAGACUCGGACUUUGGAUCCGCACCCAGCAGCGUUGUGGACUUGGCUUCGUCACGCGGAGACCCCGAUACUGACGACGACUUCGACAUCAUCGAAGGCAGCGAAGCUCCACACUUACUCGACGGGAGCAGCGACAGACCGUUUGGGCAGAACACCUUUGUGCAACUUGGGGCGGGUGUCGCGCGCAGACUGCCUUCAGCCAGGAGCUCCACUGCUGGCCUGGCAGGCUCGCGCAGCAUGGAAGCGGGCCGCAGCAACGACUACGACGACCCGGAGUGGCCGCAAGCUGGCGAACAUGCUGAUCCUCACGACCUUGCUGGGCCCGGCGAACAUGGGAGAUUGGUUUGCACUGUCACGAAGCCGCAGAAAGAGGGCGAGGGAACUCAGAACACAUACGUCUCAUACCUGGUCAUCACAGACACCGACUUCAAGUCCUUCCAAAACUCGCAUUCCGAGGUACGGAGGCGCUUUACGGAUUUUGGCUUCCUAUACAGAACACUGUUCAAGGAGUAUCCGCAAUGUGCAGUGCCGCCUCUUCCGGACAAGAACAACAUGUCGUACGUGCGCGGCGAUCGAUUUGGACCAGACUUUACAGCACGGCGAGCACAUUCCCUGGGUCGCUUUCUGAAACGUCUUUCGAUGCACCCCGUGCUGCGAAGAGCUACAAUCUUCACACUCUUCCUCGAAUCCACCGACUGGCAUGGAGUGAUGACGACCAGGCCGAACCGCGGCAUGAGUGGAAGUGAUGGAGGGAAUCAUUCGGUACUGGAGAGCUGGACCGAUAGCUUCUUGAACGCAUUCACCAAGCCGCACAAGCACGACAAGCGCUUUCAAGAUGUCAACGAUCGUGCCUCGAAGCUUGACGAUGAUCUAGGAACUGUCAGCAAGACAGUUGCAAGAGUUGCGAAGCGCAAAGGAGACCUCGAACGUGAUUACGGAGACCUCGCAACACAAUUCCAGAAGCUUGCCGCGCUCGAGCCUGGAGUGCAGGACGAGCUCACCAAGUUCGCCGCAAGUGUUGGAGAGACAAGCGAGGGCUGGAGAGGGUUGAAAGAGCAUACAGACCAGGACUAUUUGGGCUCGUUGAAAGAUAUGGAAGCAUACAUAUCGUCUGUCAAAGCGUUGCUCAAGACACGCGAGCAGAAACAGCUGGACUUUGAAGGCUUGACGGAAUACCUUACCAAGGCCGCUCAAGAACGCGACACUCUCGCAAGUCAUGGAUCGAUGGGAGCUAGUGGCUUCCUACGACAAAAGAUUGAAGACGUCCGCGGAGUCGAUCACGAGCAAUCAAGGCGAGAACGACAGCGGAAGCUUGAGGUUCAGAUAAGUCGAUUGACAACCGAAGUGGAAGCCGCCAAGAAGACGUCAGAGGCAUUCGAUGAGGAGGUCGUCAAGGAAGUGUCCGACUUCGAGCGGAUCAAGGCAGUCGAGUUCCGCGACACACUUGGCGGCCUAGCAGAUGCCAACAUCGACUUCUUCAAGAACAACAUUGACAUCUGGGAACGCUUAAUAGCGGACAUGGAGAAGCAAAAGGCCGAUGCCGCUGCGCAACAGUCUGCAUGA